UGGAAAAAAAAGGAGAAUUUUCUUUAAUAUUCUCUCUCUCUCUCUCUCUCUCUCUCUCUCUCUCUCUCUCUCUCUGAUCAAGAACAAUGGGUUUACCGGUGACUGAUCCGAUGACUCAAUUAAGUUUACCACCAGGGUUUCGGUUUUUCCCUACCGACGAGGAGCUGCUAGUGCAAUACCUUUGCCGGAAAGUUGCCGGACAUGAUUUCUCUCUUCAGAUCAUUGCAGAUAUUGAUUUAUACAAGUUUGAUCCAUGGGAGCUUCCAAGUAAGGCGAUGUUUGGGGAGAAAGAAUGGUACUUUUUUAGUCCAAGAGAUCGAAAGUAUCCAAAUGGGUCUCGACCCAAUAGAGUAGCCGGGUCGGGUUACUGGAAGGCUACCGGAACUGAUAAAGUGAUCACCACCGGUGGACGGAGAGUUGGGAUCAAGAAAGCUUUGGUGUUUUACGUGGGUAAAGCUCCGAAAGGAAACAAAACUAACUGGAUCAUGCAUGAGUAUAGGCUGUCGGAGCCACAAAGAAAAAACGGUAGCUCAAGGUUGGAUGAUUGGGUGCUUUGUCGGAUAUACAAGAAGAAUUCAAGUGCACAGAAACACAUUUCCGGUGGCGCUCCGACCACCGAACAGAGCCACGGUUCUUCUUCAUCUUCCUCCUCUCAGUUCGACGACGUUCUCGAAUCACUGCCGGAGAUUGAAGACAGGUUCUUCAACUUACCAAGGAUCAACUCCUUGAAGACCUUUCAACAAGAAGAUCAGAAGGUAAAUCUUCAAAAAUUUGAUUCUGGUAAUUACGAUUGGGCCAGCAUCGCUGCGUUCGGGUUGCCGGAACCUGCCACUGGAAGUCAAGCUCCGACCACCGCCAACACCGCAAUGAAUGUCAUUCCUUCAAUGGCGCCGGCGACCACAUACACAAUGGACGCAACAUUUGGAAGAUCAGUAGAGGAUGAAGUUCAAAGUGGAAUCAGAAGCCAACGGGUCGAACAUCCGGGUUCGGGCUACUUUCAAUCGAACUUAAACCAGUUUACACAGAGCCAGGGUUUCUCGAACACGAUGGACCCAUUUGGUAUCCGGUACCCGACCCAACAGGGGAAUUUGGGUUUCAGACGGUGAAAAUUGAAGUGAGGGUGCCGGCGUGUAAAUAUACGAUUCUAUAGGGGGUCUUGGGUGUAGAUUAAAAGAGUUGGGGGUGUUAUAUGGAACCCAAUUUUUGAAAAAAUCUAAAAUGAAAAAAGAAGUUGGGGAAAUUAAGGAUUGGUAUAUUCAACGUAGAUACUCUCUUUGUUACAAUGUAAUAUCUUACGGGAAUGGUAUUAGCUUUUGGAUUUGA
This is a messenger RNA of Lactuca sativa (garden lettuce), 1323 nucleotides long. RefSeq names its product NAC domain-containing protein JA2L. Gene Ontology annotation, molecular function: DNA binding. Gene Ontology annotation, biological process: regulation of DNA-templated transcription. NCBI's taxonomy places the organism in Eukaryota, Viridiplantae, Streptophyta, Magnoliopsida, Asterales, Asteraceae. The record is from RefSeq and is a predicted model, not a curated record.